CCAAAACUCAAAUGAAACAUGAAAAAUCCAAAUUCCAAACCAAACAAAGAAAAAGGGAAAGCGAUCAUAUGAAUAAUUUUGAAUUAAUCAACCUUAUCAACAAUGGAGUUAAAUUUCAACCUUAAAAACUCAAAAUGGAUAUCAACAGUAGCAAGCAUAUGGAUUCAAUGCACAAGUGGAUCACUCUACACUUUCUCAAUCUACUCACAAACUCUAAAGUCAACGCAACACUAUGAUCAGUCAACACUCGACAUUGUUUCUGUUUCCAAAGACAUUGGAGUUAACGUUGGUGUUCUGUCUGGUCUCUUAUAUGAUUUCCUUGCCACUAGAACUUCAAUUGGGCCAUGGAUUGUUCAUUUUUUGGGCUCGGCCCAAUGUUUCUUGGGCUAUUUUCUUAUUUGGGCUGCUGUUUCCGGUCUUCUUCCUCCGGUGCCGGUGCCGAUCAUGUGCCUGUUUAUGUUUGUGACGGCUCAUGGUCAGAGUUUCUUUAACACUUCUAAUGUUGUUACUGGUGUUCAUAAUUUCCCUAAUUAUAGUGGAACCAUCAUUGGCAUCUUAAAGGGAUUUCUAGGUCUAAGUGGAGCGAUAUUAAUUCAAGUGUAUCGAACAAUAUUCAACAACAACCCUGUGUCAUAUCUGCUGAUGCUAUCACUCUUACCACCUAUCAACACUUCGAUCCUUAUGUGGUUUGUAAGAAUCCACAACACUCAUGAUUCAGUGUCGGAAGAAAAGAAGUAUCUCAACAAAUUUUCUCUGAUGGCUCUAGUUAUUGCUGCAUAUCUUAUGAUUAUUAUAAUCCUAGAGAACAUCUUCACUCUACAAUUGUCGAUCCGCAUAUUUACAUUCAUUCUGCUUAUGAUGCUGUUAGCCUCGCUUCUUUGCAUUGCAUUUAAAGCACACGAAAAGUGCGCUUCUAAUAGCGCUUCAGAAAGUUUUCUUACUGAAGGGUCCAACCUAAUUGCAAGAGAAGAUUCUUCCAGAAAUCAACGGACUAUGCGACAAGGAGAGAAUCUGAAUCUUUUCAAAGCAGCGAAAACGUUGAACUUUUGGAUUUUGUUUGUUUCUAUGGCAUGUGGAAUGGGAUCAGGACUCGCAACGGUUAAUAAUAUGAGCCAAAUAGGAGAAUCACUUGGUUAUUCCACCAUUGAGACAGGCUCGUUAGUAGCUUUGUAUAGCAUUUGGAAUUUUCUUGGCCGUUUUGGAGCUGGUUAUGUAUCGGAUUAUUUUUUACACACAAGACGAUGGGCAAGACCUUUAUUUAUGGUGAUCACAUUGAUGAUCAUGAGCAUUGGUCAUGUCGUUAUUGCUUAUGGACUUCCGGGCGCUCUAUAUGUCGGUUCAAUAUUGGUUGGUAUUUGUUACGGCUCUCAGUGGUCGUUAAUGCCUACAAUCACUUCUGAGAUAUUUGGUGUAGAACAUAUGGGAAGCAUAUUCAACACCAUUUCCGUAGCAAGUCCGGUGGGUUCGUAUAUAUUCUCUGUAAGAGUAGUUGGUUAUAUGUAUGAUAAAGAAGCACCGGAAGAAGGAAAUAUAUGUGUUGGGACUCAUUGUUUUAUGUUUCCUUUUCUCAUUAUGGCAUCUGCUACUUUUCUUGGUUCUCUAACAGCUUUGUGUUUGUUUUUGCGGACUAGACGCUUUUAUGAUCAGGUUGUUCUAGGAAGAAUUCAAAAUGUUCUUUGAUGGAACUUGUUUGGGUUCAACGACUUAUCGGUAAUGUAUGUGAUUCUUUCACUUUUUGUGUGUGUGUGGGCAUGUGUACUUGUGUAACUCACUCUACGAAGCACAAACACCAGACAUCAUACUGGCAUGUCGACAUUGUAAUAAUAUGAGAAAAUGGAACAAUUUGUAUGUAACAAUGUGUCUCGGUGUUGGACACCUGACACAUCUUUAA
This is a messenger RNA of Trifolium pratense (red clover), 1891 nucleotides long. RefSeq names its product protein NUCLEAR FUSION DEFECTIVE 4-like. The coding region runs from base 103 to 1680 and encodes 525 amino acids. Gene Ontology annotation, biological process: transmembrane transport. NCBI's taxonomy places the organism in Eukaryota, Viridiplantae, Streptophyta, Magnoliopsida, Fabales, Fabaceae. The transcript has 2 exons. The record is from RefSeq and is a predicted model, not a curated record. Gene Ontology annotation, molecular function: transmembrane transporter activity. Gene Ontology annotation, cellular component: membrane.